Molecule: messenger RNA, 1758 nt
Organism: Heterostelium album PN500
Lineage: Eukaryota; Evosea; Eumycetozoa; Acytosteliales; Acytosteliaceae
Exons: 1
Coding region: 1-1758 (585 amino acids)
Source: RefSeq, a predicted model, not a curated record
AUGACUACACUUAGUUUCGGACCAACUUUCUUCCCAAGCUAUAAAGCUAUGGCCAAAACAGAUCUUGAUGAGGCUACUACAACCGCAAACACUAACCUUCUCGUUCAGUCGCCAGCCCAAAUCAAAGCUGCCAAACAAAAGAUGUUUACGGAUUUUGCGAGUUUCACUUGUUUCUCAUCGACCACAAACAAUGGUUUGACUACCUACACCAACUUUAUCCAACAGGCCGCUCAAACUGUUUUCAAUGGUAAUAUGCUCUAUAAUGCCGAUGCCAAUGUAUUGACUCUGCUUGGAAUUACCAAACCGAAAAUCGAUGUUCUACAAGCCUCAUUAUUUAGUGAUGCCGCCUCAAAGACAUUCUAUCAAAGUUACGCUGCCAUCUACUUCCCCUAUGCUCUCUACAACGCAGGUGACUCAUUUGCAACCGCAAACUUUAAUAUCACCGCCAUUCAGAAUUCUCUAAAUACUCUCUCGCAAUCGGCAAUCUUUGCCGCUCAAACAAUGUUGUGCACUUCCUACGCAUUCAAAGCUCACUACACAGGAAUGAUCGGCUAUAUGAGUGCUACACCGGUUAAGUCUGCCAAUCAAUAUGCCAAACACGUAACCAACGCUACCUAUCUAAAGAACUUUAUCACUAAGCAUGCUUCCGAUAACGAUCUAAGCUCCUACUUUAGAGAUAUCACUGAUAUCAAGACGUUGUUAGACACCUUGGAUCCAACUGGAACUGCUUCUCAGACUGCCGUCAAUGGUUUGAAUGGAGCGAUGUUCAUUCACUACUUUGGUGAUAACAAUUCAUUUGCAAAUACCAUUCUCGUUCAAUCGAUUCAGAACCAACAUAUUCUGAAUGUGCUCACUUCGUUGCAAGCUCUUCAAACCACUGCUGCAGCUGCAACUCCACCAACUACGCCACCUGGCUAUGUCACUGUUGCAAUGAGUUUAAUCAAUGCACUCGGAGGUUUCACUGGUGCCGUUACAUACAUCCAGAGUGCCAUCCAAGGUCUACAACAACAGAUUAUCUCUUACAAGCUGGGAGCUCAACUAUCGACGGUCUUGGAAAACUAUGGCGGAAAGUUGUCAACCAUUCUUCACCCUCAUUUGGAUCCAAAUUUCACCAUUACCGUUAACGUUAAGAAACUAUUGGUUUCCCUUUGGAGAUCUUCACAGAUCGCCGUAAUUGGCUAUGGAAUUGCCAAUUGGAACAACAUGUCCACCUUUGAUAAGACAUUGAUGGUCGGUACUGAUAUCGCUAUUUUUGCUGACAUUCUGACAUCGAUCAAAACAGUUGACAAAGUUGUUACUCACUUCUUCUCGGUUGUUGGUAAGACACUCACCAACAACGUAAUAAAAUAUAUGCCAAGUGUAAUUGCAAAGGGAGUAUCCAGUGCUUUUCCAACCAUCUUUACUGCAACGGCAUCGGAAUUCAUUCUUGCAAGAUUCUGUCCCGUAUUGGUUCUUGGAUCGGCUGUUCUAAAUGUAAUCGACGUGGUCAACGAUGCUAAAACUGGCAACAUUGGUGCGCUAGUACUUGACUUCGGUCAGGCCGUUGCAAAUCUUGCAACCGUUGGUAUAUUGAUGGCUUCAUUCUCUUGGUCAGGUCCAGUUGCACUUGUACUUGGUGGCGUUGCAGUUAUAUUAGCAUUGAUCAAAUUCAUUGCUCAAAGUAUGCCUUCCGAUGUUUCAAAGACCUAUUGGGAGAAAUAUCUGACUGACAGUACAUUCAAAACAAAUCCAAAUGCAGAGAUCAUCAUUCAACGUUAA